CUGAAUUUUCCAUCCCCCCGUUCUAUAUUCCGUUAUGCCGGCCAUUCGCCUCACUUGAUGAGUAUUGCAAGUAGGUAUAAAAUGGUUCAGGUUGACUUCCCCUGAAGUCCAAUAUCCAUCUUCACAUACCACAAGCCACAGAAACACAAUUCCCAUCAACAACUUACCAUCCCUCCUCUCACAAUGAAACUCACCACCACCUUCGCUCUCCUCCAGAUCCCCAUCCUCGCCUCCGCCAGCCCUCUCCAAGACCGUCAAUCCUGUCCCAAAGUCCACAUCUUCGGCGCCCGCGAGACCACCGCCCCGGCCGGCUACGGCACCUCAGCCGGCCUCGUCAACAGCAUCGCCGCCGCCUACCCCGGCUCCACCAAGGAAGCCAUCGUGUACCCCGCCUGCGGCGGACAAUCCUCGUGCGGGGGCGUGUCCUAUGAUAACAGUGCCUCGCAGGGGACCGCGGCGGUAGUGAGAGCCGUGACGAACUUGAACAGCAGGUGCCCGGAUACCAAGAUCGUGCUGGUCGGGUAUUCCCAGGGCGGACAGAUCAUGGAUAAUGCGCUGUGUGGAGGGGCGGGGGCGACGUUGACGGGGAAUGCACUCAAGGCUGUGAAGGCGGCGAUCUUUAUGGGGGAUCCGCACAAUGUGGUGGGGUUGCCGUAUAAUGUUGGGACGUGUAGGGCGAAGGGGUUUGCGGCCCGCCCGAGCGGAUUUCAGUGCUCCCCUGCGAGUCCGUCGAUUAUCCAGAGCUAUUGCGACUCGGCUGAUCCGUAUUGCUGCAAUGGCAAUGAUGCCAACUCGCAUCAGCAGUAUGUCAACAAGUAUGGACAGCAGGCGUUGGCGUUUGUGAAGAAGUUGGUGGAUGCCGCUUGA
Neurospora crassa OR74A is the source of this 867-nucleotide messenger RNA. RefSeq names its product acetylxylan esterase. Gene Ontology annotation, molecular function: hydrolase activity. The coding region runs from base 184 to 867 and encodes 227 amino acids. The record is from RefSeq and is a predicted model, not a curated record. Lineage: Eukaryota; Fungi; Ascomycota; Sordariomycetes; Sordariales; Sordariaceae. The transcript is spliced from 2 exons.